AUGGAUGGAUCUCUCGUCGAAAUCCCCGCACCCUCGGCUCCUGCUGCUGCUGGGAAUUCCGUCUCUUCCAGGUCGGUCGAGGAAGCGCUCGCAAGGCUGGAGGAGGAGCAGGAAUCAACUGGACAGACGCAGCAAAGUCAGACGCAGCGAAUUCAGACGCUCACUUUCACCUCUCCCGAGUUCCACGGUACGAAGGGGAAGAUUCUCUCUCUACUGGAGGCUGUUGACUCUCCAGGCGAGUUCUGCAGCCACGUUGUAGACGAGACCCCUUGCAACCCCGGUCUUCUCGUCACUAACUAUGGCGAAGUCGGGCUUCCGAUUUUACAUCGGGACUUGACUGGUUUAAUGCACCUGGGUGAACAACGGCGAGAUGUUAGAUACCAAGAUAUCGCCGCCUUCGGCACUGGCUCGCUUAAGAUGUGUAAUCCACAGUGGAGAGCCUCCUUGAACAAACACCUGGAGGAUUUCAAAAAGCGCAUGGGAUUGCACCGCAGUGUUGACGCUGGGUACCCUGCACUUGUUGUGUGCAGACCAGGAGCUGACAUUUCUCCCUAUCUACAGCAUCGAAACGCAGAGACAACAUUUGCAAAGCUAUUGAUCACGUUAGGAGGCUGUCACACCGGAUCCUCGCUCUCUGUGACUUAUGAUGGAGGAGCAGCAAAUGUGCCUUUAGAGCACGGGCACCAGUAUGGGAGCGUUCUAACCCUUUGGCUUUUGGAUGCAGACUUCACCUGGGAGCCCUCAAAGGCCGGACACUUUGCCGCUCUUCUGUUCGACAUUGUGCGCCCUUCCCAGAGCAUACCGACUAUCCCGCCCGCACUUGAAGCGGUGCCAAAACUUCGAGAAGCCCUACACUAUCACUUCACCCGUACCGGCCCUUCCCACCCGCGUAUGCUAGCCUUCUGCAUACCUAGACUCGUGGCUACCGGGUGCUCGAUCAGAUCCACUUUGUCGAGCCGCGACAGAUGUCAGAUCAGCCGUCUUCAAAAGUCAUGCGCUGCAAAUCGCUACUGCCUGUACCUUGCUCGCCUCAAAAGAACUGUUGUCGGUCAGAGACAUGGUAUGCCGUCGCUCGGCCGCAGCUCUGUGACGGGUCACCUUGAUGACAAGUUAGCCGACGGAUACAGACUGGUCGACAUAGAGACACUGACGGGAGAUCUUGUCUGUCACAAGGCGUCGUUCUAUCCUGAAUGCUUGAUACAGAGCGAUGUGUACAAUUCCAGGCGUAUCCCUGAGUUCGUAAACUUCCGUCACCAACCCCAGGACGGAACGAAUCUGGUGGAAGUGUGCUACGAAAAUGCGGUCAUCCUCAUAAUGAGCCCGGAAGAUGAACUAGACUUUGUUGCAGAGAAUAGCCACGAGUUUGCUGGCAAUGAGCAAGUGGACAGUCUUCGACAAGCGUAUCAGGCUACGAGAGAAGACCUCAGUAACACGGACAAGGCGAACCACUUCUUGACGCUCUGCAAAACCAACGUUCGGUCCCUAAAGGAGAGGCCUGAGCCGGUCCACUUUGGCGAAGUGAUGGUCGUAACCAUGACUAAAACCCUGAGCUCUGACUUGGAUCGAGACAGAUCAGCCGUCCUACUGGACCUGUUAUCACUCCUGGAAUACCACAGAAUUGAGUUUGUAUUCGAAAUGAUCAUGAUCAUAAUGUGGGCGGACUGGAAAGACGUAGCUGACUUGCUCGAACAGGCGUUCCUUCGUCUGCCAGACGCAGUUGGUCGCCUCAAUAUGAUGCUUCAUCUGUCGGACAAUUCAGAAUACAUCUCUUCGUCGAAGCGCUUUGACAUCAUCAGCUGGGUGGAAGCUCAGCUCAACAAAGAAAUUUCCGCACUUCCCGUCAUCACCCAACAUGAGAGGCAAGUAGUCCUCCAAGCGCUACUUCGAUUCAAAAGCACCACCAUCCUUGAUACGGUCCUUUCAAAGACAGAACAUCUUUUCCCCAUCGACUCAUGCCUCUGGCUGUUUGAGAGAUUGAUAGAGUCCCAAGGUACCUCGAGGCCUGGCAUUGGACAGGAGUCGGAAUCCGUCCUGAGGGAGCAGGGUCACAUUGUGAUGAACACCUUCGUUCCCCGUCUCGCCAAAAGGAUGUUGGAAUUCAUCAAUACGGAUGCUGAAAUAAGUGCCGAUAAGCUGAUCGACUUGAUCAAUGACAUCUUAAUCCCGGGGUCCAUGCUCAUCAUUGAACUGCUGGCAGCACUUUUGAAGUUCCGCGGGCCUCUUCUCUCCCAGUUGUUACCGCAAGCUCUCACAUACGCUGAAGGACUUGAUUCUAGAUUGAGCGGACCUGCAAUUGACGGGCUCCAGAAUUUCAUCACCGGGGUUCUCACCAACUUCUACAUCCACGAGGUCGGUGAAGUCCCACAACGGAAGAUACCUGUGAUUCGCAAGGGAUACUGUUGUCCAACGCAGUGCCCAGACUGCAUGUUUAUCAACACGUUUCUCCUCGAUCCCUACCGGCGGGUCUUUCAAAGUUUUCUAUGGUCUGAGCUGAGAUGCGACCACAUCCUCAGUCAUCUGCAUCACUUGGGCUCUCUCAAACUCGAGCUGGUCGCCGUGUCGGGCUGUGACAACCCACAGCUCCGAAUCACCAAGAUCGAUCCUACCUGGGAGGCAUCAGUCAGCACGUGGCACCGCAACCGACAUCUCUACCUCGACACUCUUGGCCAGAUCUCGCAGCUGAGGGCCGGCAUGCUUGAAGGCAUCACCAAAGAUAAAUUCGGUAUCCUCAUGACGGAAAGCCUGCUCGCCAUGCAAGGUAUCGCUUUCCGCAGAGAUUCCGCCACCUGCUUGGUCGGAACGCGCUUCUACCUCUUCUGUAAUCCGCCAUAUCCAGGGCCUGGGCUGGUCGAGGACAUAGCUGAACUGAUCACAAGUCACGGAGGCGUGGCUGUCACAGCCGUUGGCCCACUACUGCGACCUGAUAUCGUCGUUGUCGUCGGAACAAUGCCAUCCAAGGACGCCGUCAGGGAAGCCUUCGGCCCCACACGAAGGGUCAUCGACCGGAAUGGACUGCUCCAUUUAAUCCAGACGUCGCAGUUGUUCAAUCCACCCACAGAGCAGCGGGAGUCCGCUCCGGAAUCAAUCUUGGACACGGCGUUGUCGUCGCCGUCCGUGCAAACCGGCAGUAAGCGCCAGGCGGAACAUCUGAUAGAAUCAGAGCAGAAAAGGGGGGCCGGAAGAGAAAUAGAGCCUGGACAAUGGCCAGGUCUCGGUCUUUAUGGUACCGGAAAUCGAGGAGAUUGGGGCUCGACUGCCAAUAGUGCAUGA
Capronia epimyces CBS 606.96 is the source of this 3270-nucleotide messenger RNA. RefSeq lists its product as uncharacterized. The transcript is spliced from 3 exons. The record is from RefSeq and is a predicted model, not a curated record. Lineage: Eukaryota; Fungi; Ascomycota; Eurotiomycetes; Chaetothyriales; Herpotrichiellaceae. Bases 1 to 3270 code for a protein of 1089 amino acids.